AUGAUAUUUGAUUCAUCAUUUUUCUAUGGAACAUUUAAAUAUGUACGCGAUACCACCGUUGAUGACAGGUCAAUUAUGUCAGUUACAUCUUGUUUUGUUCCAACUAUUGUACGAAUGUACAUUUCAAGAUUUACAGUGAAUGAAUUACGGAAAACUGAUCGUCUACUGGUUGCAUCAUUAUACACACGCAAAGUACUCAUACUCACUGAAAUAAAAACUGUCAUCAUAUCGAUGACUUCAAUUAUCUCUUUUCUGUUGUAAAUUUCUCUACAAGUAAAUAUGUCAUUCUUUCAGUAUUCUGGAAAAGAUAUACUUUGAGAGCAUUACAUUGAACAGAGAAUUAUUUCAUGUUUUUUGAGUACGUUUUCCAAUACUCAUUCCAUAUUACUUCUGAUCUGCUUCAUAAAUAAAUCAAAUAAAA
Schistosoma turkestanicum is the source of this 421-nucleotide messenger RNA. The record is from the annotation of a GenBank genome assembly. Lineage: Eukaryota; Metazoa; Platyhelminthes; Trematoda; Strigeidida; Schistosomatidae.